UUCAUUUCGGCUCAAAGAGGCUACAUGACGUGGCUUAGGAUCUGAAUUCUUUUUGGCGGACGACACCGUCGACUUGCUGCAUUCAAGAAUGUGAAUUCAUGUCUCCGGUAAAGAAAAUGACGAUAAAAAAAGAGAAGAACCCUGGCCGAACGACAGGAUCUGAAACACAGUCCAUGUCUACGAGUGAGCUUCCGCAAUCGGAGAACAGCAACCUCGAGUCGGAUGCACCAAGAAUCCCUGCUGACUCCACUGCAGCAACUCCACCGACAACACCCACCGCAUCUACUAGCCAGCUACCUCCACAUCCCGCCGACCGCUCCCGCACGACCCUUUUUGUCUCGACUAUUCCUUAUAAUGCCACAAACGAGCAACUCCAAGAGUUCUUCUCGGAGAUCGGUCCAGUACGGACCAGUUACGUUGUGGCCGAUAGAGAGGCUAGCGAAUUCAGGAACAAGGGUUAUGGAUAUGUCACUUACGCCCUUCCUGAGGACGCACUCAGAGCCAUAAAAGAGUUGAAAAAGACAAAAUUCAUGGGCGUGCGUACUUUGAAGAUAGAGUACGCGUACAAAAAAAAAGUCGCAGAGGAAAGGAAGGCAGCUGGUCUUCCCGUAGAAGGGGAGACGCAGCCCAUAAAGAAGAUGAAAGCUGACGGAAAUAAAACCGGAUCCACUCCAUUCAGUAAACCGCGAGACCGACCGACAACGAUUCUGAUAUCCGGCCUUGGUGUGGAUAUCAACAAGAAGCAAAUUUACAAGAAGAGCAGAAAGUUUGGUGACAUCAAGGAAGUCAUUUUUCCAGUAUUAAAAGGCGACGUACCGGUUCCUGGUCAGGCCCUUGUUGUGUACUCCAGCGGAAAAGAUGCGGAAAAUGCGAUCAAGCAUCUUGACGAGCAUCAGUUUAAAGGACACAAAAUACAGGCCAAAAAUGUAGCUGAAGAGCAAAGAGAAGCGAAACGAGCACGGCUGAUUGUUCGCAAUCUUCCAUGGCAGUGUACAGUGGAGCAUCUUCGCAAAGUAUUUGGCAAACACGGCAUUAUUGUGGAGUGUUCUGUACCGCAAGGCGAGAACGGAAAAGCACGUGGCUUUGGAUUUGUACAGUUUGCUACACCAGGGGAGGCGGAAAAAGCCACCGAAGCAAUUAACGGGACCGAAAUUAUGAAGCGGACGGUGGCUGUUGAUUGGGCCUUGCCAAAAGCACAGUAUGAUCGGGUAGUGGCGGAAGAAGAAGUUGGGGAUGAAGAAGACAUAGAACAAGAUGACCAAGAAGAAGAAAUUGGGGAUGAAGAAGACAUAGAAGAAGAUGACCAAGAGGGAGAAGAAGAAGAUGCCGAAGCCAGUGUCUACAUUGAUACCGAAGGAAGGGAGGAAGAACCAGAGGAAGGACAAAACCAGUCAGAAGAAGACGAUGGGGACGAUGAUGGGGAAGAAGAUGAGGAUGCAGACGGAAGCAGAAGCGAAAGUGGUGAAGAAAGUGCGAGUGAUGACAUUGAAGUAUCUUUUGAUGACCGGAAGUCGGACGUGGAAAAUGAUAUACAGGAACAACCGGUCCCAAAGCGACGAGAUUCCGCAAACAAAGGAUUGAGCGCUAAUGUCACCGAGAGUUGUACAUUGUUCAUUCGAAACCUGUCCUUCGACACUUCUGAGGAAGAGCUGUCUGCCGCAUUGUCUACGUUUGGGCCUCUCCGGUACGCCAGGAUUACAGUUGACAAAAGUACUGGUCGAUCUCGUGGAACUGGUUUUGUCUGCUACAAGCGGCAGGAAGAUGCUGCUGAAUGCUUAGCCGCAUAUGAUAAGGCAAGCAAAGCAGCGGCGCUACUUGAAGCGGAAAAUCAUGUUGGCGAUGCGGAUGCAAAAGCCGCAAAACGUCAGAAAAAGCUGCAACCUUCCAAAUCGAUUCUAAUGCCAGAACCGUCUCUGACCGCCGGUGCCACUCCAUUCCUUGUCGGUGGUCGCUUCCUUAAUAUCACGCUGGCGGUUAAUCGCAAGCAAGCUGCUGAGCUUGCGGAAGAAGGCAAACUGCGCCGGCGGGCAGAAGACAAGCGGAAUUUAUAUCUCAUGAGGGAGGGUGUGAUCUUCCCAGAAUCCGACGCCGCCAAAAGCAUGACACCUUCCGAGCUUUCAAAGCGACAGGAAAGCUUUGCUCAAAGAAAGCGAUUGCUCACGAUAAAUCCUAACCUAUAUAUAUCCCGUACGCGGUUGAGUGUACGGAAUUUGGGGCUCAAGGUAGACGAUAAAGAGUUGAAAAAAGUCGCGUUGCUUUCAGUGAAAAAAUUCUGGGACGAAGUGAAGAAAGGGGAGCGCGAGGGAAUGGAGCCUGAGGUAAUCAAAGAGGAAGAGGAUGAAGGCCGGGCAGCUCCAUCUGGUACCCGAAAGACAGUUCUGAAACAAGCCAAGAUCCUGCGGAGCAAAGAUCGCAUCGACGGAACUACAAAACUGCCACGGUCUAAAGGUUACGGUUUCAUUGAGUUUGAAUCACACGCGGACGCACUUGCAUGCCUUCGAUGGUUGAAUAACAACCCACGGGCAUUUGCACCACCACCUUCGAAGAAGGAAGAUGCUGACAUGCAGGCCAUUGAAGAACCGACUUCUUCGCGCGGUAAGCGCCCCAUUGUGGAAUUUGCUAUUGAGAACCGCCAGGUCAUGAAAAGAAGAGAGGAGCGCGAGGGACAGCAUAAGAGUGCUAAACGUAAGCGUCAGGGUGAGGAGGAUGGUGAGAGCGGUCAACCGGCGAAGAAGCGAUUCGGCGAGACAUGGAAAGAAAGAAGGUUGGCUCAAAAGGCGAAGAAACUGUUGAAACAGGGCGAUACGCCGAAAGAGCAAGGUGUGGCCGCUGGAGCUGCGGUUGAGACCCACAAAAAUCAAAAUGCGGCGAAAAACAACAAGCGAAAGCGGGAUCAGGGCGGCUCAGAGAAGAUAGGCCCUGCGGCGAAGAAGAACGCGAAGGAACCAGGGAAGUCUAAGGAUGGCAAAUUGACUCCCAAGGUAGCGGCAGAGAUCAAGCCCAAACCAAAGUCCACUGCGGUCCCAGCACCUCCAAGCGAGGACAAAAAGAAAAAGAAGAAGCCAAAAACCACUAAAGUCGAAAGACGAGACCAACGAGAAGAACAGAAUUUCGAUAACUUAGUGCAGAAGUACAAGAAGAACUUGUUUGGCGGUGCCAGCAAGGAGGCAUCACGGGGAAGUACAACAGGUGGGGAAGGUGGGAUCAAGAGAUGGUUUGCGUAGUCUUACAUAUAUCUAUCAUGUUGCAAUUUGUGUUGGAAUCGUAAUCGAAUAUGCUUAUUAAGAUUUAAAGAUA
Molecule: messenger RNA, 3297 nt
Organism: Spizellomyces punctatus DAOM BR117
Lineage: Eukaryota; Fungi; Chytridiomycota; Chytridiomycetes; Spizellomycetales; Spizellomycetaceae
Product: mRNA-binding ribosome biosynthesis protein NOP4
Exons: 2
Coding region: 99-3224 (1041 amino acids)
Molecular function (GO): RNA binding
Source: RefSeq, a predicted model, not a curated record